This is a messenger RNA of Zea mays, 1901 nucleotides long. RefSeq lists its product as uncharacterized. NCBI's taxonomy places the organism in Eukaryota, Viridiplantae, Streptophyta, Magnoliopsida, Poales, Poaceae. The record is from RefSeq and is marked validated. Gene Ontology annotation, biological process: protein dephosphorylation. Gene Ontology annotation, molecular function: protein serine/threonine phosphatase activity.
CUGUUCACGGCCCUCGCCAAAUCCCCAAAAUCCAAGCGCGUCGCCGACGGCAUUGCGUCGCCAUUGCCUCCAAAUCCGUGUGCGACUCGCGUGAUCCCAGAUCCCGCUCGCCGUAUCCCCCGCAGUGACCUCUGACCAGAGCAUUUUCCGCGCGGAAAAUGCCGCCGUUUCGGCCGGCUCUUGGAAGGGCGCUUCUUCUGUAGGACCGCGGCGCGAGGCUGCGAUGGCGUUCGCCGCCAGCGAGGGAAAUCUUUCCCCGGCGCUGCCCCUGGCCACUCUGAUCGGCCGCGAGCUCCGCGGCGACGGUACCGAGCGCCCGCACGUGCGCUACGGCCACUCUGGCUUCGCCAAGCGCGGCGAGGACUACUUCCUCGUCAAGCCCGACUGCCUCCGCGUCCCCGGAGACCCUUCCUCCUCUUUCUCCGUCUUCGCUGUAUUCGACGGCCACAAUGGCGUGUCGGCGGCGGUGUUCAGCAAGGAGAAAUUGCUGGAGCACGUGAUGAGCGCGGUGCCCGAGGGCAUCAGUCGCGAGGACUGGCUACAGGCGCUGCCGCGCGCGCUCGUCGCAGGAUUCGUCAAGACAGACAUUGACUUCCAGCGCAAGGGUGAGACGUCAGGAACGACGGCGACACUUGUUGUGGUUGAUGGGUUCACGGUCACUGUGGCGUCGGUGGGAGAUUCUAGGUGCAUUCUGGAUACACAGGGAGGCGAGGUCUCAUUGCUGACUGUGGAUCACCGGCUAGAGGAGAAUGCAGAGGAGCGUGAGCGCGUCACAGCGAGUGGAGGAGAGGUCAGCCGGCUUAAUCUCUGUGGUGGACAGGAGGUGGGUCCUCUCCGAUGCUGGCCAGGUGGAUUGUGCCUUUCAAGGUCAAUUGGGGAUACUGAUGUCGGCGAGUUCAUUGUACCGAUUCCACAUGUCAAGCAAGUGAAGCUCCCAAAUACUGGUGGAAGACUAAUAAUUGCAUCAGAUGGAAUAUGGGACGCUCUGUCCUCAGAGAGUGCUGCUCAGGCGUGCCGGGGAUUACGUGCAGAACUGGCUGCAAAACUUGUUGUUAAGCAAGCUCUGAAGACAAGUGGGCUGAAAGAUGACACCACAUGUGUGGUUGUCGACAUCAUCCCAUCUGAUCAUUGUUCAACACCACCAGCAUUGUCUCCAAAGAAAAAUCAGAACAAGUUGAAGCAUCUUAUUUUUGGUAAAAGGUCUCAUAGUUCUGUUGGAAAGCUCAGCAAAUCUGCUUCAUUGGGUUCAGUGGAAGAAAUAUUCGAGGAGGGAUCUGCAAUGUUGGAAGAAAGGUUGGGAAGUAAUUUUCCACCAAAAGCAAAUCUGCCUCCAUUUCGCUGUGCAAUCUGCCAAGUGGACCAAGAGCCAUUCGAAGGUUUAAUGACGGACAAUGUAGGUGGCUGCUGCUCAACCCCAUCAACACCAUGGGGUGGUCCUUAUCUUUGCUCAGGCUGUAGGAAAAAGAAGGACGCGAUGGAAGGUAAACGAUCGAAUCGUUCAACGACGUGCAGGUGAAGGUUCUGAUAGGAAUCACUGGGACUGGGUCCUGUGAUCCUGUCAUGCAAGCUUGCAAAGUAGUCUCCGAUUUCGGUUUUCUGCUCCUUGUAAAAAGAGAAGAAUAAACCGUCUGUCGUUUGAUUGAAGUAUUGUUCGGUGAAAACUAACUGCACUCCAGCCUGAUCUGAGAAAAACCGGGGUACUAAUAACAAGCCUGAUUUCUAUUGACAUCCCCUAUCAAACUUUCGUUUGCUCUGAGAGGAUAGCUGACAGAACUUUGAGGCUGUAGUUUUGUGAACCCUUAGCAUGUAGAGGGAAAUGAGUAGCUUAACAAUGUUUUAUAGAACGAUGGUGUGGCUUCUCAUUGUUGCUUUAGAAUGUAUUUUGUGUUUGUGGAGCUAAA